UUGGCCUGCAGAUCACAGGAUGACAAGCAUCACGCUUAGCAUGAAACUCUUCUAAAAUGUUGCUUUAAGAUGAAAAGGCAGAUAUGGUUCUUUGGUCAGCAGCUGGUGGCGUGGGCACAGGUCUGGAGACCUGCCAGCCUCCAGGCAGGCUAGAGGGCAGGUGUGGGCAGUUCAUUUUGUCCCUGGAGUCUGGGAAGACAGUGGGUGAGCAGAGAGUCCUGACUAUCCUGAGAGGAGAACAUUCAGCCCAAGUUCCAGCCCCACUAUGCACAGAUCAGAGCCAUUUCUAAAAAUGUCGCUGCUGAUUCUGCUUUUCCUGGGAUUGGCAGAAGCCUGUAUUCCUCGUGAAGUUGCAACUAAAGAAAAAAUCAACUUGCUGAAAGGGAUCGUAGGUCUGAUGAGCAGACUGUCACCAGAUGGUCUCAGACACAACCUAACUUCCCUCAAGAUGCCUCCCCUGGCGUCCCCACAAGAUAGGACAGAAGAAGAAAACAAGAAAGUAUUGAGUUUGCUGAGCCUCCAAGUACUGCAUGAAGAAACGAGUGACUGUAAGGAGGAAGUUAAGCCUCUCUCAGCCACCACCCCAUCCAGGAAACCACCCCCCAAGAGGAGGAACACAUGGAACUUCCUGAAAUGCGCCUACAUGGUGAUAACCUACCUCUUCGUGACCUACAACAAAGGGGACUGGUGUUACUGCCACUAUUGUAACUUGGAACUGGACAUCAGGCCUUUGCUGUGUUACGUCACUCUGAAGGACUUUGCUGUCUUACAUUUUAUUCUGAAGACCUUUGCGGUCUUACGUUUUACUCUGAAGGCCUUUGCUGUCUUAUAG
Molecule: messenger RNA, 832 nt
Organism: Cebus imitator (Panamanian white-faced capuchin)
Lineage: Eukaryota; Metazoa; Chordata; Mammalia; Primates; Cebidae
Gene: EDDM13
Product: epididymal protein 13
Exons: 14
Coding region: 266-832 (188 amino acids)
Source: RefSeq, a predicted model, not a curated record